AUGAAAGUAGCCAGCCUUCUCUCACUAGCUUCAUGGGUCAUUCCACGCUUCAAAGAUGAAGAACUGCGAACAAUACAAAUUUCACAAACAGAAGUUUUAGACGUGACAGACCACGAAAAGCUUUUGCUUAAGCGUCAGGGCGUGAGAUUCUUUGAUAUCACCGCUUUUCCAUCAUUUUUGAGGUCUAAGGAGGGCUCAAAGGUUGUGAACUACUCAUACCCUAAACAACUCACGAACGAAAAGAAGGUUUCAGAAAUACUAGAAAGAUGUGACACUAAGGCAAUGUUUGAAGAUCUAGCACUAUUCACAAACUUCUACACUCGAUACUACAAAUCAGAAUAUGGUUACGAGUCCGCAACAUGGCUCUCUAACAGACUACGAAAUGUAACGAAAUCGCUGGGCGAUAGAGCUACCCAAUUUCAUGUCGACCACCACGAUUGGAAACAAUUCUCCAUAAUAGUUAGAAUUCAAGGCUCUGAAACUCCAGAAAAUUUGAUUGUGUUUGGAUCCCAUCAGGACUCUAUGAAUUUGAUAUUUCCAUCGAGUUUACCAGCACCGGGCGCGGACGACAACGGUUCUGGAACAGUCACGAAUAUUGAGGCACUCAGAAUAUACACUUACUAUUUGAACAAAACUCAAGAUUGGCCCAGAAAUACAAUUGAAUUCCAUUUUUAUUCAGCCGAAGAGGGAGGACUUCUUGGAUCUCUUGACAUUUUCACCCAUUAUGCGCAGCAGAACCAGACAGUGGUGGCAAUGAUUCAACAGGAUAUGACGGGGUAUGUAGAGGACUCUCAGAAUGAGCAUUUAGGACUCAUAACCGAUCAUACAAGCCCGCUUUUGACGAACUUUCUUAAGCGAGUAAUCAAGAAGUAUCUGAACAUCCCAUAUGUUGAAACUAAAUGCGGUUAUGCAUGCAGUGACCAUAGCAGCGCAACUAGGAACGGGUAUCCUGCCGCUUUAGUCAUUGAGAGUGAUUUUUCCAAGAAGAACAAGUAUAUUCACACGACGAUGGAUACAUUGGAUCGCUUAAGCUUCGACCACAUGGCUGAGCAUGUAAAACUGAUUAUUGGCACUAUUGCGGAGCUAGGAAAUUGGCGGUUUGAACGAUUAAGUAACGAGUAG
This is a messenger RNA of Lachancea lanzarotensis, 1122 nucleotides long. RefSeq names its product LALA0S06e05600g1_1. The record is from RefSeq and is a predicted model, not a curated record. Lineage: Eukaryota; Fungi; Ascomycota; Saccharomycetes; Saccharomycetales; Saccharomycetaceae. Bases 1 to 1122 code for a protein of 373 amino acids. Gene Ontology annotation, biological process: proteolysis. Gene Ontology annotation, molecular function: metalloexopeptidase activity. The transcript has a single exon.